UCUGCAUACAAACGUUGGAAUAGUUUUUUACGAAGAUUUCUAUACUCGUUACUUCCACAAGUCAACAAGAUACAAUUAAGAUGAGUUUUGACGAUUAUGAUGUCGCUGCCUUGGUUAUUGACAACGGAUCAGGGAUGUGCAAGGCCGGGUUUGCUGGUGAUGAUGCACCAAGAGCGGUGUUUCCCGCUCUUACUGGAAGACCAAAAUAUCAGGCUGUAAUGGCUGGUAUGGGCCAGAAAGAUUGCUAUGUAGGAGAUGAAGCCCAGAGUAAAAGAGGAAUGUUGUCGUUGAGAUACCCAGUAGAACAUGGAAUAGUUACUAAUUGGGAUGAUAUGGAGAAAAUCUGGCAUCACACAUUUUAUAAUGAAUUAAGAGUUGCACCAGAAGAACAUCCAGUUUUACUAACCGAGGCACCCCUUAAUCCUAAGGCAAAUAGAGAAAAGAUGACGCAGAUUAUGUUCGAGUCUUUCAAUGCACCCGCCUUUUAUGUUGGAAUUCAAGCGGUCCUGUCGCUUUAUGCAUCUGGUCGAACUACAGGAGUAGUAUAUGAUUCUGGUGAUGGCGUUUCUCACGUUGUACCUAUCUACGAAGGCUAUGCUUUACCACAUGCCAUUAAAAGAAUAGAUUUAGCUGGACGAGAUUUAACAGCCUAUUUACAACGUAUUCUACAUGAACGUGGAUAUAGCUUCACCACUGGAUCCGAGACAGAAAUUGUUCGAGAUAUGAAAGAAAAACUAUGUUAUCUCGCUUUGGAUUUUGAGAAUGAGAUGGCCACAUCAGUUAAUUCUUCAUCAAUAGAAAAGAGUUACGAACUACCAGACGGUUCUCUUAUUACUGUUGGUAACGAAAGAUUUAGAUGUCCCGAACUCUUAUUUCAACCUUCAUUUGCCGGUCGUGAAGAUUGCGGUAUCCACGAAAUGGUGAAUAACUCUAUUUCAAAUUGUGAUAUUGAUAUUAGAAGGGAUAUGUACAGUAAUGUUGUUAUGUCAGGCGGAUCAACAAUGUUUCCAGGUAUAGCAGAUAGAAUGAUGAAAGAACUGUCUUCCAUUGUUCCAAAUUCUAUCAAAGUUAAAAUUAUCGCUGCUCCAGAAAGGAAAUAUUCAGUAUGGAUUGGUGGAUCUAUCCUAGCAUCGCUCUCAACCUUCCAACAAAUGUGGAUUUCGAAACAGGAAUAUGACGAAUGUGGACCCGCUAUUGUCCACAGAAAAUGUUUCUAAAUGUUACAAGUUCUGGGUUACUGGAAAAUCAAAUCAGUAAAAACUACUUAUUUAUUACAUUGAUUUUCGAUGUGAUUGUCAAUUUCAAUUGCUAGAAAGAUUAAGAACAACUUACGCCACUAUCUGUGAUACGAAUCUGUGUAUUUCUAACGGAGAAUGUUGGAUUAAAGACAUUGAUGUUUUUCAUAUUAUGACGUCACAAUUCUAAGAUGGCUGUGAUGACGACGGUCCAUGUGGUACGCUUGUACUUGUUUGGUAAAAUUACUGAUAAUCAAUGUACAAUGUACUUCAUUUCACAAUAUGAUGCCAUGUAGUAAUCACCUACUAUCCCACGCUAUUAUAGAUUCGAUGGUAAAGUUCUUUAAUAUUUUUUUUAUUUUAAACAGGACGAAUCUCUUCUAUUUUUCUUUUUUGGUAAAGCAUGGUCUACAAUAUUCACACAGUGUUUGUUAAUUAUUAGUAUUAACGUUUUUAAAGAACAGAAUCUGUGAUCUAUUCAGUGAAAUAUAACGGAAUGAGUUCUUUGUGUAUAUAACAUUAAUAUAGAAAUAUAUAAAAUAGUAACCACAUACACGAGUAUUUACGAACAUGACAUGGUUUCAUAAUGUGUAUA
This is a messenger RNA of Patella vulgata (common limpet), 1830 nucleotides long. Its product is annotated as actin-87E-like. The transcript has 8 exons. Lineage: Eukaryota; Metazoa; Mollusca; Gastropoda; Patellidae. The record is from RefSeq and is a predicted model, not a curated record. Bases 81 to 1217 code for a protein of 378 amino acids.